UAACCCUGGUCAAAAUAGCCCUCAAUGAAAAUGAGUUGUUAUAAAAGUAGCCAUAAAAACACAUGGCAAAUGAUGAACAAUAAAAAGAUCAACACAGUUAAGAAAAACUUUCAAAAAACACUGUGAAAACAAGUGUCAGAAAAGCUAUAUUUUAUGUUUAUAAUAUUUGUGUUUAAAAAGCUUUAAAAAAUCUAGUCCUAUUUUGUCAAUGUUAAAAAUGGUGUAUUGUCAGUGAAGACUCUUAUUUUGAAGGGUCACGUUGCAUCGUGACCCAUGUGACUAGUUCUAGCCAACCGGGUGUUUCUUCUUCCUGGUUAUAGAAAAGCACGAGGCUGAUGGAGAAAAGCGAGAAGCAGAUGAAGUUUUGCUGUGUAAGAGAAAAAAAUAAGAGAAACUAAAACGUAAAGAGUCUAUAAUGUUAUCUAAAGAUAUUUUUGUCUUCUAAAGGAGUUGUUUUUGCAUAAUUUCAACCUGUCCUUGCCUUCAGGAGAUAUUAUAUAUUUCUGAACUGGACUUGGUGAGUAAAAAAAAAAAGCAUUUUACUUUCUGUGAGUAAUUUUAUUUAUGAUGUAUUUUCUUUUGUUAAGAUGGAAAGCUAUGUUAGCAUAUUUAGGGGUUUAUAGCUGAAAUUUCAAAGGAAAAGCCAGGGAACAGUUUUAUUUUUCUUGUUGAAAUUGUGUUGUGUGUGUGUAAACUGUUUGUAAAAUUUUAUAUUUUAUUUUUUUUUUCUAAAUAAUAAGCCGGCAGUUCAAAGUUAUUCACUGGUCUGUGGUCAUUAUUACAUUUACAUCUAUUAUCUGCUCCCAUAGCCGAACCUAGUACUGGUCUCAAGUAUAACUAUUUACUGUAGCCACAUUAAAGGUGCUACAGAAUUGGCGAGCCAGCCAGGAGCAGUAAUCACAACCUAAACAUUUAUUUCUGACCCAGACCAAAAAAAUAAAAAUAGGCCAAGUCRGGCAAAAUGGAAGUUGUUGACAAAGAAAACAUCAAAGUACCAAACUCAGUUAUUGUUAGCGGGAUUACUGAUACAGAAGUUGAUGAAACUUUAAUGGACUUUCUGAACAAGUAUGGGAAAAUUAUGAGAACCUUUAAAAUAGAUGAUCCCCUUUCAUCUUACCACAAAAACGCCAUCGUGGAGUAUGAGAGUGGAGCUGCCUUGACAACACUUGAACCUUUACUCCCUUACAUACUUGAGGUUCCAAACAAAGUUACCUAUAAAAUCAAAGCCCUUUCAAGUGAGUACAUGUCAGCUGUCACAAARAGGGCCACCCACCAUUUCUUCUGUGAACUGCAAGAAAUUGCCAAGUUGACCGGAAAAUCAUUUGAAGCUGUCUUACACGAGCAUUUGUCUAAAUGCUCUCAGUCAGAUGCAAGCAGCCCUAAGUUCCCAGAAACUGAGCAUUAUUUUCGUGCAACACAAAGUGACAUAACGAAAUCAGCAUCAGAAAGUAACCAACCUUUUGAACAGUUUACUACUUCAAGCAACACUGACUCUGAAGUUCAAACAGCUGACCAACGUGGACAUGAUCUGUCUUCCAACAUACCCCAGAACUUUAUCUCUCAUCCGGAGGUGCAAAAAGUGAUUGUGGAACAUAUAGUCCGAAAUGAAACUCCUGUCUCACAUGUGAGUUCUUCUUUUCGUCUAAGACAGUUUUCAGGCAAACUACCUUGUCCCAGUCACGAGGCUGACUUUGACACAUGGCGCAACAGUGUUGAGCUCAUACUUCAAGAUUCUGAUCUGUCUGACUUGCAACGCUCACGAAAGAUUUUAGACAGUCUAGGUCCACCUGCUGCCAAUGUUGUAAAACCCUUGGGGCCUAAAGCAUUGCCAACCGCUUACCUUGAACUGUUAAAUUCAGCUUUCGGCACCGUAGAAGAUGGUGAUGAGCUUUUCGCUAAAUUUCUUAAUACAUUCCAAGACCCAGGCGAAAAGCCCUCUCAUUAUCUUCACCGCUUGCAGACAGUUCUCUGCAAAGCAUUGAGCAGAGGCGGGGCAGUGGCUAGUGAAUCAGACCGACACCUCCUGCGUCAAUUCUGCCGGGGUUGUUGGGAUAAUGCCCUGUUGGCAGAGCUUCAACUCGAAAGAAAAAAGGACAAACCACCUUCAUUCACUGAGCUACUGCUACAGUUGAGAGUUGAAGAGGACAAACAUACUGCAAAAGAGAGCAGAAUGAAAAAACACUUUGCUGCUGCCAAACCAAAAGUAGCUUCUCAUACUAUUGCUGCUACCCCAAAUACCUGUGAACCCACAAUGCAAACUGAUCUUGCUGAUAUGCAAACACAAAUAACCAAGCUGCAGAGUCAACUGACUAGAUUGAAGCCACA
This is a messenger RNA of Austrofundulus limnaeus, 2325 nucleotides long. RefSeq lists its product as uncharacterized. The record is from RefSeq and is a predicted model, not a curated record. Lineage: Eukaryota; Metazoa; Chordata; Actinopteri; Cyprinodontiformes; Rivulidae. Gene Ontology annotation, molecular function: nucleic acid binding.